Messenger RNA from Diabrotica balteata, 1049 nucleotides. Lineage: Eukaryota; Metazoa; Arthropoda; Insecta; Coleoptera; Chrysomelidae. The record is from the annotation of a GenBank genome assembly.
AAGCAAUUAAAAAAAUAUUCAGUAAAAUGAAUUCGAUGGUAUUAGCUGAACUGUAUGCAAAGAGCUGUCGUGUCACAGUCCUACACACAUCUUAUUUAUUUCACUUAUACAAACCUUUAUUUAAUUUUCCAAAUAGGUCUUCUAUAUUGGAAUACGGAUUUGGUGAUGGAUCUAAUUGGUGUAAUUCAGUUAAACCUCAUCUACCACAAGAUUUGGAAGAAUAUGUGGCAACUGAUAUAUCCCAACAGAUGAUGGACCAUGCUAAAGCCACUCUUGCAAUACCGAGAAUGAAGUUUAAACAACUCGAUAUUGGAGCUGAGAACCUUUCUCCUACAUAUCAACAAAGGUUUAAUUUGAUUUUCAGCUUUUUCGCAAAUCAUCUGGUGAAAAAUCCCAAGCAAAUGCAUAAAAAUAUAUAUAACAUGUUAAAACCAAGCGGACAGACAUUCCAAAUAACCUUGGAUCCGAGUCCUCUGGAUGUGGUUUUCCAUAAUUUAUCGAUUCAUCCUAGUUGGGGCAAUUUUGGACAUAAAAAUGUAAUAUCUCCAUAUUAUUAUAUGCAAAAUUCUGAAAAGGAUAUACAACAUCAUUUGAUGCAAGCAGGUUUCAAGGACUCUUUUGUAAGAAGAGAAGUAUUUGAAUAUAUAUUUGAAAAUGAACAGGAAUGGAAAGGGCUUUAUCUUUCCUGUAAUCCCGUAUUUCCAACAAUUCCUGAGGAAAAAAAGGAAGAAUAUAUUCGAGAUUUCUACGACGAAAUAAAAAAACAUGUCGUAACUUAUAACAAAAUCGGAGGACUAGAGUUCUGUAGUGCUAAAUAUAGCCUAUCUAUGAUUUCUGCACUUAAAUAAUACUACUGGUAAAAUAUAUUACUACUUUUAAAUUAAAAUGUAAAUUGCUAUUUUCUAUUUUAUCACUUUUUGUUUUCCUAUUAGAGAUACGAUUUAUCUACUAGACCUAAGCAGAUGACCUAAGCAGAUUGUCUUAUCUUAUGACAAAUGACACAGUCAGAGAGAGAACAGCAGGAUGGACAAUGAGCUAAGGACGAUAGC